AUGGCUGAUUCUUUCUCUGCUGAGGAUGACGAAGUUGAUAAAGUCAUGAUUCAUCUAAUUUUUGAUGGAUGCACACUCAUUGUAGGGGUUUUGAGAGAAAUAAGAGCCACUCCACCGGCACAUUUCAUGUUCAAGAUCCAGUCUUUCUCACUCUUUUCUGAAAAUGGCUUAGAUGAGAUUAGAUCGAACAACUUGCAAGCUGGAGAGCACCAAUGGAAGUUAAAAUUGUUUCCAAAGGAAAAAUUUGAAGGUAAUGGUGAUCAUGUAUCUAUAUACCUGAUGUUGGAAAGCACAGGUGAUCUAGUAGCUGGUAAGGGUGUUGAUACCAUUUUCAAGUUCUUUUUGUUUGACCAAAUUCGAGGAAGGUAUCUUACUGUUCAAGGGAGAGCUAGACGUUUUGACAGGGUAAAAGACGAAUGGGGCUUUGCUAAGUUCAUCUCUUUAACAACUUUCGAAGACCCUACUAAUGGUUUUUUAGUUGAUGACACUUGCUAUCUUGGAGCAGAGGUGUCUGUAUUAACUGAAGGCUCGUGUAUUGGUGAAUGUCUUUCAAUAUCAAAAGUUGACCACAAUUUUUCGGGCAAAUACAAGUGGGUAAUUCAUAAAUUUUCUGAGUUAGGGGAGAAAUGUGAUUCCGAUGUAUUUACUGUUGGACGCUAUACUUGGAAGCUAGUGCUUUAUCCUGAAGGCAUCUCAAAUUAUAAAGGUUUUUGUGUCUCUUUGUUUUUGGAGUUUGCGGAUUCCAGUAAUUGCACUUCUGAGCACGAGGUGAAAGCACAUGUCGUUUUAAAAAUUAUAGACCACUACUCUAAUCAGAGUCAUAUACAGAAGAAAGGGAGCAACUGGUUUGGUGUAGGCUCACCAGCCAAAGGUUGGCAUUCCUUCAUCGAACUAAAAGAUCUCAAGGAUCGGCAGAAGGGAUAUUUAGCUCAAGAUAUAUGUAUAAUAGAAGCCGAAGUUAAACUGCUAUGUGAAACUAGUCACAAGUCUCUUUGUUGCUGA
Molecule: messenger RNA, 1002 nt
Organism: Daucus carota subsp. sativus
Lineage: Eukaryota; Viridiplantae; Streptophyta; Magnoliopsida; Apiales; Apiaceae
Exons: 6
Coding region: 1-1002 (333 amino acids)
Molecular function (GO): protein binding
Source: RefSeq, a predicted model, not a curated record